Amoebophrya sp. A25 is the source of this 1182-nucleotide messenger RNA. The record is from the annotation of a GenBank genome assembly. NCBI's taxonomy places the organism in Eukaryota, Dinophyceae, Syndiniales, Amoebophryaceae.
GAACUUGAUAUAUGUUGUCAUAGUUAUAGUACUUACUACGUACACGGAGUUGUAUGUAGAUGUAGGAUCCUUCUUCUCGUCACUUUGGGAUUUCGACAUCAUCGUCCUUAACCUCAUCUACUUCAAAGUAGAUCAACGUCAUGGCCCCUGCUCGGCCAGCGGAGAUCAACGUCAUGGCCCCUGCUCGGCCAGCGGCCGCGACAGAGGUGCCAGGCGUCACACUGCGCCUGUGGGCGCACUGCAGUGAAGAACUGCCCACGCUGCCGCAAGUCAAAGUCGAUUUCUUGUCGACUGCGGAGCAACCGAUGGAGAAGGUUAAAGAUGAAGAAUUCUUGGACCAGGACCAGCGCAAACAUCAUGACGAGGACCAACAAUGUCAUGAUUAAGGCUUGGGAGUUGACCUAUCAUCUAAGGGCGUCUCUAGCAUGAACAAUCUGACCCCUCCUCGUUUCAUCUAUGCUUGGGAGUUGACCUAUCAUCUAUGCGCGUCUCUAUGUCUUCUUCAAGUAGGAAAGCCACAGAUAUGCGAGCUAGAGAUGCCAACUUUCAACCCCUAACAUGACGACCACAAGAACAGGAACAAUCUGACCCCUCCUCGUUUCAUAGCCGGUUACGAGACGUCGCUUUCUUUGGGCGAUGUAGGUGUAGACUUCCUUCGUAAUUUCGCUCGUGCUGGAACGGCACACUUUAAAAACAGCAUAGAGAAGUUUUCCUUAGAUUUACUGCCGCUAUUGACCAUGGAUCAGUCGAGAGACUCUUUAGGGGGUUCUACCGAGCAGGUCAGGGAGGAAGGAGUAGAGGAGGAAGAAGAAGAUGAAGAAGAAAAUGGGGGUUGGGGAAAGUCAGGAGAAACAGGAGAAGGAGGAGAACGUAAUGUACCAGAAAAAGGAGACAGAGCAGCAGACGCAGGAAAACCACAAGUAUCAAGAAAAUUCGUUGAAAUCGUCAGAGACACGGGGACGGGAGGAGAUCAAAGUUAAGGCAACCAAGAGAGCAAUCUGAGUACCAUCCAGGGCUCUUUUUCUACUUGAAAACCAGCCAAGGAUGCGCGGGAGGGUGCUAAAAAUGGCGUUGCUCUAAAAUAGGCUUCAAGGCAUACGAUAUUGGGAGAUAGGGGCAGAAUUGUCGGAACCUCUGAGUAGUAGUCUAGCCCAUCAGAUGAUGAAUCCGUUUAGUAUCUCA